This is a messenger RNA of Penicillium chermesinum, 2925 nucleotides long. RefSeq lists its product as uncharacterized. NCBI's taxonomy places the organism in Eukaryota, Fungi, Ascomycota, Eurotiomycetes, Eurotiales, Aspergillaceae. The record is from RefSeq and is a predicted model, not a curated record. Bases 1 to 2925 code for a protein of 974 amino acids. The transcript is spliced from 3 exons.
AUGGAGAAAAAGACCCAGAAGCGGAGCUCGUCCGUGCAGCGAGCGCCCUCGCGCUCGAGGGACCUAUAUGAUCCCAAGGGGUCUCCCUCCACACGAAGCGUCGCGACUCAGAAACGCUCGAGCAGUACGAGCCGUUCGGAUCGAGUACAGCACCCAACUCUGACUCGUGUCAAGGGCCGAAUCAAUAUGUAUACUCCGCCGCGGAACAGGGCUGAAAUGUCCUGGCUGAAUGACCAGUCUCCGGUGCAGAGUGGUGUGAGGACGCCUUCGGAACAAUACAGUGCGACUCACCAUCGACCGGAUGAUAAAGCCGAUGCUAACCCUCGGCAUUCCGUAGGGACACCAGAGAGUGGUACUCCUACUCUGGUCAACCCCACUUCCAGUCUUUUGCAGGAUUUGCUGAAAGAAGAACGAGCUCAACGUGGCUCUCGAGGAGCCCCUUCAGAACAUUCCGUUGACAGUGCUCCUCACACACCAGAGAGAGGUCGGAGCCAAGGAGAGACCGGUCUUGAAAAAGGACGUAAGGCCUCAGAGGUGUCAACUGCUAUGUCCCGUGCACCGCCUGAGAUGGGUAUGCGCGAAAUGGAUCAGUACGUCUCUAAGAUGACCAAGUUGAAUUUCGACCUGAAGCUGGAAAUAUUCCAUCGGACGCAGCAAGUGGGCAUUCUAGAGAAGAAGGUUCAACGAAUGGAAGAGAUGGAGGAAGAAUUACAGCGACUUCGUAAAUUAGAGGAGGAAGUGGUCGAACUUCGCGAUUGUCAUAAGCGGAACAGCGAGUUGGAAGCAAAGAACCAAAAGCUACAGCAUGACCUUUCGACAAAAGACAAAGCGAUCUCCGAGGCAGUCGAGUGGAUCUGCAAACUCGAAGCUGAGAACGACCGACUCAAAAUGAGCAGCCAGGCUUCUCAGAUAUCGCUGAAUCGACAGGUUUUGGACGGUCCGAAUGCAUCGCCACUGAGCCGAGCUUCGAUUGACAUCCCCCAGAGAAGAUCGUCCCGGCGAGGGAUGGCAGCCAUGACUUCUCCCCGGCCUGAUAGCAGUGAUUCUCGACAUCUGAGCGUCGUACCCUCAUUCCUGCGGUCUGACAAUCGGAGCACUGCUACCCUACGAAGCCUAUACGCUCCAGAUACUAAUAAGUCACACUCCGCUUUAAGUCAGUUGACCAACACGGAAAGCUUCCACAGCAUGAACGAAGCUAUCGAGCCCGAGUCUCCCAGGCUGAGCGUCCUCAGCGAGUGCAGUGAACUGAAUCCAUUCGAUACGCCCUCAAGGCAGGACGGCUUUGAUAAAUUGAAGAUUCCGAUCCGCAAGGCUUCCUCGAUUGCGGCAAGCGCGGUCAGCUCUACCCUCGAACAAGAGGAGAGCAAAGACACACGUAUCGACCGCUGGAUGCAGGCUCCUGCAGAGUUCCCUGAUACAGUUAUCCGAAAGCGUCAGCAUCGAUCGAUGUCAGAAGCCUCAAGACACGAUCUCCCGGUCUUGGUUCAGGACCUAUAUUCCAAUAAACCCCGUGGUCGCCCACGCCUUGAUACUUCUUUGUUCGGAGGUGCCAAACUGCCUCCGACUCCCGAUACAAUGAGCACGGCAUAUGUAGCGGCACACAAUGGUUCAGAUGGAAGUAUUGCCGCGGACAAGAGCCCCAAGUUCGACCACCAUCAGUGGUUUUCUACCCGACCUCUCGAACGCCGUCGGUCUGCCGACGAAGUAGCGACCCAGCGCAGCUUCAAUGGCAGUGACAUCACGAACAGUAUGCAAACCAACUGCAGCGAUACGCCUCGCCUUGGAGCCGAGUCGCAAUCUCCCACAAUUUUCCCCUUCAACACUGUGGCUCCCAAAGCAAGUGCCCUGCUGGGUCCAGGUAGCCCGAACAAUCCAAUCCCUGACCCCUUUGUUGAGCGCCGUGCGGACAGACCGGGCCAGGAAUAUCAUGAUAUCACAACGCCAGUUCAGAGCCCGACAAAGAUUGUAACUGCUCAACCACAAGCUGACUGCGACUCGCCCCCUUUGACGCCCCAGGACUGGAUUGCGGCCGCUAAGGAAGGCCCACGUUCGAGGAAAACUGCUGGUCUGCGGAUCGAAGCACAGCUGUCACAGCCUCGUCGGAAUGUACUAACCCAGGCCGCCUUCCACGACGACGAUAGCAUCGCGUCAUGGUCGACUGAGGCUGAGGUUCCUGGAGUGCCAACACUGGAUAUGGCAACUCUAGAUAUGCUCGAGCAGCCAAUUCCAGAACUUGCACCGGUACCUGAAGUACAGGAUGACGCCGGGCCCGACCAGCGCCGGCGUUUGAGCUUCCGACCACCUUUCUUCAGCCGCUCUAGUCAUAGCAGUCGGCGGCUGCACUCUUCACCGGUGCCUCAGGACUUUGACGACGAUGGCGACGGUGCCCCAUCACCUAUCAUCCCAAAGACUCGAAACGCAGCUCCACGUCGUCCGCUCUCACAGAUCAUCACAAACUCCAAUGAACUCUACUCAUCUAGCCUCCCAACGUCUCACUUCGAAUCCAAUUUGGACGGGUUCGAUGGCUCCCGGUCCCUCCAGCAACCGUUCCCAGAGGCCAGAGGGGAAAUCAGAGAGAUCGGCAUACCAACGCAUUCCGCAACCAUGGCCGUCCGCCCAACGACAUCGCAAAGCGGAGACCACAAGCGCCGCAGCUCGCUGGGUAUCUUCGGCUGGAUGAAAGGCGUCAGCGGAAAACGCUCCGAGCCCAACACUCCGGCCGUUUCUGACAAAUUCUCCGAAACGAUCCACCAAGAACUGCGAGCUCCGCGCCUCAAGCACGAGCAGAGCUUCUCCACCGUGCGUGCUCCGACCCCGGAUUCAAUGCACUCCCCUUCCCGGUCCCGACCUGAGACAUCCGGGCCCGCGGAUGAUCCUUCUCGACGCCCACGCUAUAUGGGCCGUCGUUCUCGCAGAUUGCAGUAG